Molecule: messenger RNA, 1719 nt
Organism: Haliotis rufescens (red abalone)
Lineage: Eukaryota; Metazoa; Mollusca; Gastropoda; Lepetellida; Haliotidae
Exons: 11
Coding region: 376-1362 (328 amino acids)
Source: RefSeq, a predicted model, not a curated record
GUGCACGUGAUCAUGUGCUGUUUUGACGAUGGCGUAAUUUUAUAGCUUGAGGUAGAUCCAAUACCGCGCGAGCGCAAUUCUCGCGAAGUCUUCACUUUUCAGAUCUUAUUUAAAUGUGCGUCAGAAAAAUAUCACACUUACACCGGGUUAAUGAAGCCUGUUUACAGUCUAGAGACACCUCGUGAUACCGUCCAUGGUUAUAUUGUUAUUCGCGCGCCGAUUGGCCAGCACUAAAUAUUACGACUUUUUUCAUUGGAUAUCUAUUUAUAGAACUCAUGUGACUUGCAGGGGAAACCUCCCACACAAAAUGUAGAUUUCAUCUAGCGGUGUACCCGAAGUACACGGUAUGAAAUAAUACAAGUGUCACCUGACAACAUGGAAGCUGAUCAACCCGCGACACCUUCUCCGAGAGAAGGUUCGACAGAUUACACUCAAUAUGGCAUCACGGACGUCCCGAAGUACACAACACUUACAGCAUUCGGAAAGACAAAGACAUUUGCAGGACUGUAUCCAAAAGAAUGGGCCUUUCUGGUUGUGUCAACUAUCAACAUCUUGGCGGCGGUUGGACUGACCAUCUACAGGCUGGUAUUGGUCGUCCAAACUGACCCGGGGUCAUCAGAUUUCACCUUCACUAUACUCCUACUUAUCAAUGCUGGUUUCAGCGCCUUCUACGUCAUCCAUGGUGUGUUGCGUGAGCGUGUGUACGAGCUGUACGCACUAAUGGUGGCCAUCUUGGUUGUCACCAUGUACUGUGUGUUGGAGUAUGCGGCCUUCAAUGUAGAAGGGAGGACAGACGUCAAACUGGUCCGUAUGAUCUUAGCAUGCAUCUUAGCGCCACCAAACAUUUUGCUGGCCUGGUUUGUUGCGAAGGACUUUGGAUAUUUGGAGUUCAGAAUAGUUGGAGCUUCAGAAUAUCUGCAACAUCUCUACAGACAGGCAGCCAUAUUUUCCUGUUUCUUAAAGCUAGACUUGCAGGCAUCGAUAAGCUUUGUGAUCCUGGCUUUGAAGGAGGGUACCGACAUCACGGUGCUGGAAAAGGUCAAUCUGGGUGUGGGGAUACCAUACACACUGGUGUGGUCAGUACUGGGCUGGUUUGUGCUUCGCCGGGAACUGAAGGUGUGGGCGUGGGUGUUUGCUGUGGCUGGUGUUGUCAAGCCUACAUACUACCUGUAUAAAGUUAUAAAAGUGUACACAGUACUGGCAGACGACCCUGACUCCUACAGCAACACCAUCGUGUACUCCCUCCUCGCUGCAGGUUCUAUUGCCCUGAUCUCCUGGUUGAUCCUGAUGGUGGAGCUUAUCAUUGUAUACAGAAACUUUAACCAAGGACUCCGGGAAAGAGAUUCUGAAAAUCUAAAUUGAGCUUUUGAAGUCCUUGCAGCAGAAAACACCAACUUGCUGGCAGGACGAAGGUCAAGGUGGCAAUGAUUCAAGGUCAACAACUUCCAUGAUUCCGGUUGCCAUGGCAGUUGAACACAAGCUAUAUAAAAACAAGCAAAUCUGUGAUGUAGAUGAUAGUGUUUAUGUUGCAAGUGGCUGCUCAGUUUGCAAGCCUUCUUUUGUAAGAAUGAUCUUGAAACAUAGUGUUUGUGAAAUACUGUGGCAAUAUGUUACAUGUCUUAUGAAAUCACUAUGACACUUUGAUGGUGGAGUUCUCAGAUACAUUGGUGAAGAAGUUCAUGUUCAUGUUCAUGUUCAUGUUCAUGUUUCUGAAACCUU